CUUUUAUUAUACUUCCAUAAAACUCACAUGGCGAUAACUAAUGAUACGAUUAUACGAAGGUGGCAGCCUCUAGAGAAUUCUGAACCUCGGAAGGACGGAAUAAAGGGAACUUACAGAGUUGAUGUCGACAUUCCUGCUGACGAUUGGAUAAAUAUCACCAAGUUUUAUGACGUGCUCAUUUUCAACACUGGACACUGGUGGGGUUCGUAUAAAUUCCCAAAAGAGACCCCCCUUGUUUUCUACCGAGGAGGAAAACUAAUUGAGCCUCCACUUAGCAUCUUUGAUGGGCUGAAGGUAGCCCUCAAAAGUAUGGGCUCCUACAUCAAAAGGGAGGUCCCAAGUAAAACCCUGAAGCUGUGGCGCACACAGUCACCCAGGCACUUUGAUGGAGGCGAUUGGAAUCACAACGGCAGCUGUGUCUCUAACAGGCUCCUACAACAAAAUGAGCUCGAUUCCUGGUUUGUUCCAAGGUUCGGGGGAGUGAACAAAGACGCGAGACUAGUGAACUCAUUGCUCCAGGAAGCGCUAGUUGAGACGGACAUCCAGCUGCUCAACCUGACCUACAUGAGCGAGUUCCGCGCCGACGCCCAUCCGGCUGUCUGGCUCGAGAAGAAGGAUGAGGUGGUAGUCUGGAGGCAGGACUGCAUGCACUGGUGCCUGCCCGGCGUGUGGGUCGACAUCUUGGCAGCACGGAUCUUGCACUACUUCAAGCAGGGCAAAGGUUGA
This is a messenger RNA of Triticum urartu, 726 nucleotides long. RefSeq names its product protein trichome birefringence-like 12. Gene Ontology annotation, cellular component: Golgi apparatus. The record is from RefSeq and is a predicted model, not a curated record. Gene Ontology annotation, molecular function: O-acetyltransferase activity. Lineage: Eukaryota; Viridiplantae; Streptophyta; Magnoliopsida; Poales; Poaceae.